CCCACUUUGAGAGUGUCCUGCGCAUCUGAAGGAAGACCGAUUCAGUCAAGAGCUGAUUUAAAACUUUCGCUGAAGUUUCGAGGGGAUAUUUACAAAGAUGCCUCGCUCAUUUCUUGUCAAGAAGUAUUUCACCAACAAGAAGCCAAACUACAGUGAACUGGAGAGUCAGACGGACCGGCGAUAUGCUGUCGUCCCCCAGUGCUUCCCUCUGGAUGACUUUGGCACAAAAGAAGGCGACUCUCUGGUGCCCAAAUAUCCCUCCAUGCUUGUGUGGAGCUCCAGUGCUCUGCCACUCCCAUUCCCUGGGGCUUCCUCCAGCAUGUCCUGCCCCCCUGCACCCCUGGACCUGAGCUCUCCAUCCAGCAGCAGCGGAGAGGAGGACGACUGCCGCACCUCUGACCCGCCUAGUCCAGACCCUAGCGACCGCUUCCAGUGCCCACACUGCGGGAAGAGCUGCAGCAGCCCAGCUGCUCUAUCCCGCCACCAGCUCACACACUGCAGCCCGCAGGACAGCAUGAGCGGAGCUACCAGCUCCAUCACCAGCUCCAGGGCUGCUUUCCACUGCAAACACUGUCCCAAAGAGUACAACAGCCUGGGUGCGCUGAAGAUGCACAUCCGCUCGCACACACUGCCCUGCGUGUGCGGCACCUGCGGGAAGGCCUUCUCCAGACCCUGGCUCCUGCGGGGACACAUCCGCACACACACAGGCGAGCGCCCGUUCUCCUGCCCUCACUGUAACCGUGCAUUCGCUGACCGCUCGAACCUGCGGGCUCAUCUGCAGACCCACUCCGAGGUGAAGAAGUACCAGUGCGGCUCGUGCUCUCGGACCUUCAGCCGCAUGUCCCUCCUGCACAAGCACACGCUGUCCGGCUGCUGUCCGGCGCUCUAGAGGACACACACACCACCUCAGUGACUGAAUGAACUGUGUUCAACCACAAAGUGCCUUUCUUUCUUCCACAAAGGAGAGAUGAUAUUUUUCUGCUGGUUUUACCAAAGAGAGACUCUGAUGACUUGUCAGCCAUAUUUGCAACGUUCAGUUCAUCCAAGACCAAAGUCUUAUCUACAUGAAUGUGGGAAAUCCUGAAAACUGAACUCUCAAUUUUUUUAUAAUUAUUUUUUAGGGGUUUUCACCUUUAUUGACAGGACAGUGGAGCUUUACAGACAGGGAAGUGUGGGGAGCAGAGAUACGGGAAAGAUCGGCAAAGAACCUCAAGCCAGGAAUCGAACUCGGGUCACCACAAGCACCUGGAUGCUAUGUGUUGACGCACUAACCACUAGGCU
This is a messenger RNA of Danio aesculapii, 1281 nucleotides long. RefSeq names its product snail family zinc finger 1b (gene snai1b). The coding region runs from base 98 to 889 and encodes 263 amino acids. The transcript is spliced from 3 exons. Lineage: Eukaryota; Metazoa; Chordata; Actinopteri; Cypriniformes; Danionidae. Gene Ontology annotation, molecular function: RNA polymerase II cis-regulatory region sequence-specific DNA binding; DNA-binding transcription factor activity, RNA polymerase II-specific. The record is from RefSeq and is a predicted model, not a curated record. Gene Ontology annotation, biological process: regulation of DNA-templated transcription.